Molecule: messenger RNA, 3090 nt
Organism: Aplosporella prunicola CBS 121167
Lineage: Eukaryota; Fungi; Ascomycota; Dothideomycetes; Botryosphaeriales; Aplosporellaceae
Exons: 2
Coding region: 175-3090 (971 amino acids)
Cellular component (GO): Ino80 complex
Source: RefSeq, a predicted model, not a curated record
UUCCGCCCUGCAAUCCUUCUGUCCAUUCCCAGGUCGCCUGGGCUGUGUCCUCCAUCGCGCUCAUUCCUCAACCCGCCAUGAUCUCGUGAUUUGUACGACUGAUCCCUACGACCACGCCCAAACCGUCAACUUUACCGAACCAAGGAGGGAGCUCAGGGAAGCUCGCUCGCCGUCAUGUCACAACCACCACCCUCGUCUGCCCCGAGGUCUGAGGAGCCCGACCCCAGAAACAGCCUCCGCCACGUCCUGUCCUUCGAGCCCGCCGCAGACAUGCACGACACGCCCACGCCGCCCGUCAAGUCCGAAGCUGGCACCACCGCCGCCCCACCGACCGACGAUAAUGAUACCCAGGACGAGCGCCCGUCGACCAAGUCAAAGGCGCACAACCCCGACGAGCCCAUGUACACGUCGACGACCACCACAACCCGGCGCAAUGCCAACGGCAGCGUCUCGUCCGUCUAUUCGGGCAACAAGAUACGUCAUCUUAAGAAAGAGGACGGCGUGCCUCUGUGGAGGAAGGACAUCCAGUACGACUUUCUGCGAUGCGUCUUUGAUGACCAGACGCGUGUCUUCCACAAGGUCUCGGACGGCACCGGUGGCCACACGUUUGCCGACAUUUACCUCGACGCCAUGGCCAAGAGCAGCAAGUGCAGCAAGAUUCUGAAGGACAAGCUGCUGACCGAGCGGGCGGCUGCCAUCAACAUGGCCAUGGUGUGCCUGCUGGUCAAUGUCGGCAGGAUGAACACGACCCUCAACUUUUUCCCAGAGAUGCGCGCCCAGCUGCGGACAUACCACUCGAUCCCGUCGCUGCAGGCUCACCAGGAUCCGAACGCGUACAAACAAUUGCAGGAUGCGCCGCGGCUCAAGUCGAUUCUGAAGGGCGCCACCGAAGACACGCAACAGCCAAGCACAAUCGAAGAGAUUAGGGCCGCUUCUGUGCCGCGUACAAACCCGGUCAACCUUAUCUUCGUCCUCGCGCAAUACGCGCCAAAGAUAUCGGAGCUGCACUUCUUCCCUCCGCGCGACUUUUUCGACCUGGUCAUGCGCAGCGCACUGAGCUCCGACAGCAGAGCCAAGGCAUUUCUCUGGUUGAUGUGGUGGUACUUGGAGAGUGAUUUCUCAGAACACGACGCCAUGAAUAACCCGUUCGGACCCGGCCAGCCGGGUCUCGCGGGCGACCCCACUCAAGGCCUGCCGAUCAAGACACCACCAUUCAAGCACCUCACCGAAGAAGAAGCCGCUUUCGAAAACGUUGACACUGAGGAAGAGAAGCAGUUUGGAGAGGAAAAGCGCAAGGAGAGAAUAGCAAUUCUCGCUACGGACAUGGCUCCCGUCGUGACGGGCCCCAAGCGCGGGCUCAAGAAGGGUUUCAACAACAACCCAGUCUUCUCCGUCGCGUCAGAUGAUGGUUCCAUGACGCCCGGACGCGAUCACGGCUCGCCCGCGCCGGGCUCCUUCAGGGCGAGCGGGCGCGGCAAGGCGCCUUUGAAGGCCCUUCAAGCAGACUAUGGCUCCGACACCGACCGCACUCGCUCUGCUAGCCCGCCCAGCGUCGCCGGCGGGCCCUUCCCGCCACGCAUAACCCCCAACAUGCGCAUCAACAACCUUCUCAACGACGACUCUCCUUCGACACCGCAGUCGGCACCGAGAGGCCCAGGUCGUGGCAACUGGGGCCCGCGCAACAAGGGCACGCCGUCGACAGCCGGCGGCAGCACAGCACGGCACCCCUUCAAGGCGGCGCAAGACUCGCCAGCCGUUCCCAUCUCCAGCGGCCCACACGGCUUCUACCUCCCGCUCAACGGCGCGGAUCCCAGCGCGAACCGCAAGCGGCCUCCCACGGCGCACCAAGUGGCCGUGGAGCGCUACCGCAAGCAGCAAGUCGACCACAUCCUGGACCGGCAGCUGCGCACCGCGCACAAGGCGGCGAGCCGCAAGCGCCAGCGCGAGGGCGCCCUCGCCCGUGCGUGGAAGCGUCUCAAGCUCAUGGGCGACGGGUACGACUCCGAAGAGGAGUACCAUGCCGCGCUCUCAGCGGCCGAGACCAGCCUCGGAGGGUCGGAGAGCCCGAUGCGGGCGGGAGCGGCAGCAGCAGCAGCUGUGGCUCGGCUAGAGGCGACAAGGCUAGCGGGGUUGACGCCCUUGGCGGGCCGGCUAGAAGGGGAAGACUGCGGCGAGGAGAUGGCGCACUGGGCGCAGGUGUUCCGGCGGACAGGGCGAAGAAUGGAGCGCUGGGAGGGAGGUAGUGGCGUGGGCGACAUGGCUGAUGGCGCCGUCGCUUUCGGCCCCGGCGGCCAGCCGCUCCCGCCCCCUGAGCCGUCGUCGUCGUCGUCGUCGAGGCGCAGAGCCAGGCGCGAGCGCGGCGCCGGCGCCGCCGCUCCCGGCAAUAAUCCCCUGGGCACCCCGAGCGGCGCGCAGGAUCUGGUGUGGGUGGGCGAAGACGCGGGGACAGCGGCGGCGGCGGCCGCCGGCGUGCACGCGGGCUCCGAGGAGCUGCGCCGAAAGGGCGUCGUUGCCGGCGUGGGCGUUUUAGGUGGUGGUGGUAGUAGUGGAGGGAGAGGCCGUCGCCCCAGGGCCAGGACCGCGCAGGAGGCGCUGGCGGCGCAUUACGCUGCUGGUGCGGGCGAGGCGGAAAAGCCGGGCAGGAGGGAGUACGCGCCGCAGCAGCAGCAGCAGCAGGGUGGGCACGCGCAUGGGCAUGGGCUUGGGCUGGGACUGGGGCUUGGACACGCGCAGCAGACGGCGUCGCGGCUGAACACGCCCAGCGCGGCGAGUGCGGCGAGCGCGGCGAGCGUCGAGCCUGAGGGCGUGGGCAUGGGGCUCGGUGGCGGUGUCGGUGGCGGUGUUGGUGUGGGUGUGGGCAGAGCGUCGCUUCCUCCACGGCCGUCGGCGUCGGCGGCAGAUGAGGACGAGGUCGAGGUUGAUGAUAGGGACGACGAUGAGGUCGAGAUUGAGGGGGAGGGCGAUGAGGAUAUGGGUAUGGGUGUGGGUAUGGGAGGGGUGGGAGAUGGGGAUGAAGAUGAAGAUGACGUGGUUGCGGAUGAUGAGGAUGAGGCUAUGGAUGAUGAGGGGGGGAGUGAUGGGGGGGAGUGA